Molecule: messenger RNA, 4394 nt
Organism: Equus caballus (horse)
Lineage: Eukaryota; Metazoa; Chordata; Mammalia; Perissodactyla; Equidae
Gene: CDC42EP1
Product: CDC42 effector protein 1
Biological process (GO): regulation of cell shape; positive regulation of actin filament polymerization; positive regulation of pseudopodium assembly
Cellular component (GO): cytoplasm; membrane
Molecular function (GO): small GTPase binding
Source: RefSeq, a predicted model, not a curated record
UGGACCAGGCACCCUGCCCCCUCCCCAACCGCCGCAUUCCAGGCCUGAACAGUGCAUGAGGUCAUCCUGUCCGGGUCCCUUCGGGCCAAGGCAGCCGCUGCCCCCUUCCCCCGCGGAGCGACCCUCCGCAUUCUACCCCUGCCUCCCAGAGGGAAUGCUUUGUGGCUACAGUCUUUCCCGGACUUCCAAUCCCGAAGGCCUUUGAGAUUGUUCUGUUCUUGCCGAACCAUGCGAGACCCGCGGAGUGUGAAGCCCAUUUUCUGGGCCGGGAAACUGAGGCUCAGAGAGGCGAAAGGACUGUCCCAGAGGCCGCAGCCGCACGAAAGGCGGCGUGGGGCCUGGAAGCCGGGCGUGGGGGAGACUCGGCCCGCAGCCGCUCCGCCACGCGGAGUCGACGGCUGAUUCAGCUCUCACUUGGGCUGAUGCCGGCAAGCAGCUUCUCUCCUCCCCUUCCUCCUUCCUCCCCCUGGCCCGUGGUGCCCCCUCCUCCUACCCCCUCAGAGUCCUGAGAACCGGGUCCCCGCUGCCACACUGGACGGCUUGCUGCCCCCUUUCGGGGCUCCUCCUGUCUCCACCUUGAAGCGCUGGACUUUGAGGGGCAUGAGAAACCUCCCUUCCGGGAGUUAACCCCUUAUUCCUGAGGCCAGAGCAGCCCUAACCCAGACAGGGUCCCGCUCCAGCAGCGGGAGUGCUUUUACAGCUGGACACUGGCGGGAAGGGGGCUGUGGGCUCGCGAGUGGCCUCCAGGAUGAGAGGCGGUGCCGGUGGUGCACGUGGGCGGCCUGCGGGUGACCCCCAGGUGAGCGCCGGGGUGCGGCCACCCCCGCCCACCCCGAUACCCGGGUCGGACAGCCCCUGGCCUCCCCCAGCCCCGUGUGCCUCCACAGCGGCCCCUGUUGGCCUCUCCUAGCGCAUGCUCCCUGCUUCGGCCCCAAACCUUGUCCUUGCGGUCAUUACCACCGCUGAGUAAGCUCCUACCCAGUGCCCAGGCCUGACUGUCUUCGGUAGGGUAAAUAUGAGGACCUGGGACACUGAGGCUGCAUGGUGACCACCCUUGCCCAGGUCGCAGUCACUGCAUCUGCUGGGCUGUCUCCCAGGCCUGCUCUUCCCCUGCUCAGCCACUGGGCACGGCCUCCUCCAACACUGCCCCCUCCAACACCGCCCCUGGGGGGAUUUCCAGCCACAUCACUUUUUUUUGGCUCUGUGACCUGGGUCAAGUCCAUUCCCUUUGUGUGCCUCGGUUUUUUCAUCUGUAAAAUGGGCAUUGUGAGCAUUGGCAGGUAGUAUUCCUGGGCUGGUGAGGGGAGAGAGCCUUGCCCCAAGGACACCAGAGCCCAGCUUACUCUGGGGCCAGGUAGGGCACACCUGAUCGCCAGCAUCAAGUGCCAAAUAGCUGCCACCAAGGGUCCCCAGAAUGAGAGUUGUUAGCAUAAGGAUGUUGGAUUUGAAUGCAGGGCUGCCCUGCCCCGGGCUCUGAGGGUUAAUUACAGUACCUUCCACUGUACAACUCCCCUGGGAGGGCCCAGCCUUCACUGUGCUGCGGUUCCAGUUUCCACGUGGGAAAACGGGUCCCCAGUGGCAGUGCCCUGUCCCUGCCCCACAACGCAGCAGGGCCUCCCACUGCAGUGGGCAGAGUGGAGGCCUCCUGGAGGUCUCAGAGGCAUGUAGCAGGUGGGACUGUCAGAAGAUUGGGGCGCAAGCUGGUCUCCCAGGUCAAAGUGGCCAUGGGGGCUGGGAGAGAGGUGCAUGUGGCCACUAGCAGACACAGUGACCCCUCCACAUGACAUUUCAGAAUGAGUCCCCCCAGAGAUUCAUCCAUCUCAGCAGAGCAUGCAAACCUGCCACGUGCCACAUACCUGCCACGUGACCUUGGCCAAGUCCCUUCCCUCGGAACCUUGGCGCUCCCUGUGAACGGGCUAACCCUCCCGCCUUGUGGGGCCGUUGGAGGCUCAGAUGACGUCAUGGGAGGGCUGGCCAACUGCAGAGCGCUUCAUAACUUCAGCAAACAUUCCACGAGGACUUCUCGGUGCCGGGGGUGCCAGGGAAAGGAUGAUUCAGAGCCCCCCCCCCAGGGGGAGGAGUUAGGUUUGGGGGGAGGAUCAGUUGGUGGGAAGGGAAGAGAAUGUAGUCAGAAAACAAAGCAAGCUUUGUCUUAUUGCUUUCUUUGUUUUUAUCUUGUUAUUUAACCUAUUUUGAAUUUCAAAUAACGCUCAAAGGGCAGUACAAAGAUUUUUAUCCUUGGAGGUGGCAGCAGAGUUGUAGAAAAAAGCCUUGACUCAGAUCUAGGUGUUUUCGCUAAGGAUCUUUAUCAGCUUUCGUCACCUGAGGUCCCAGGCCCGGUGGAGGUCUCCACCCCCGGGCGGAAGAGGGUCUGUCCAUGUCUGAGACACGCCUCCUGCCUUCUCUGUCCUCGGACUGAGCUCUCUGUCCUUGGACAGAACGUCUGCAGCUGCUGCCGCGGGGCCAGGAGCUCAGCCUCAGGGAGAGAAAAGCCAUGGACCCCCCACAGCCUCAGCAUUUGGGGGCCGCACCUUAGCAGAGCAGAGGGGCAGCCUCCGUCCGCCCCGUUCCAGGGAAGGAGGGAGCUGAGAAGUGGACCCUGAGCCCAGCGCUCUGCCCCGCCCAGGCCCCGGGUGGGCAUGGACCCGCAGCCGUGAACAGCCAGAGCUGAUGCCGGGCCCCCAGGGGGCCGGAGGAGCCCCCAUCAUGAGCCUUGGCAAGCUCUCACCAGUGGGCUGGGUGUCCAGCUCGCAGGGGAAGAGGCGGCUGACUGCAGACAUGAUCAGCCCCCCGCUUGGGGACUUCCGCCACACCAUGCACGUGGGCCGCGGCGGGGAUGUCUUUGGCGACACCUCCUUCCUCAGCAACCACGGUGGCAGUUCCAGGGGCAACCACCGCUCACCCCGCAGCUUUCUGGCCAAGAAGCUGCAGCAGGUGCGCAGGGUGGGGGCGCCACCCCGGCGGAUGGCUUCGCCACCCGCGCCCUCGCCCGCGCCGCCCGCCGUCUCCCCCAUCAUCAAGAAUGCCAUCUCCCUGCCCCAGCUCAACCAGGCCGCCUACGACAGCCUCGUGGUGGGCAAGCUCAGCUUCGACCGCAGCCCUGCCAGCUCCACGGACGGCUGCUCCGGUUACGGCCCGGACUCUGGGUUUUGCACCAUCUCCCGCCUGUCUCGCUCGGAGAAGCCUCGUGACCGAGACCAUGAGAGCUCCUUCCCCCCUGAGCCCGAGCUUCGCCGCUCUGACUCCCUCUUGUCCUUUCGCCUGGACCUCGACCUCGGGCCCUCUCUCCUCAGCGAGCUGCUGGGGGCCAUGAGCCUCUCUGACGCCUCUGCAGCAGAGGCCCCAGCCCCAGCCCCAGCCCUUGCCACAAAUCCAUCAGCCACUGCUACAAGCCCCCUGGCCCCUGCCACAGGCCCCCCAGCCCCUGCCACAAGCCCCCCACCCCGUGGACACUGCCCCAAUGGGGUAACCACUGGGUUGGGCCCGCUGGCUGAGGGGAGGGCCAGCCCGGUAGGAGAACGUCCCCUCCCACCUGCUGACAUGGCUCCCGGCAGGCAGUGGGGAGCAGGCUGGGGGGGCAGCCACCACUACACUGCGACGGAUGCUAGGCAGGAGCUGGUGGGGGUGCUGCCCCAGACUCGGGCCUCUUGGGAGAGCACGGAUGACGAGUGGGGAGCCCCCCGGGCAGGCAGCAGGGCCCCCGUGCCCAGCACAGUGCAAGCAAACACCUUCGAGUUUGCCGAUGCUGAGGAGGACGACGAAGUCAAGGUGUGAGUGGCCAGCCAUGGGCUCAGGACGCUGCCCAGCCUCGGGGCACAGCCCGCGAAGAGCCCAGGUGCAUAGCCAGUGCCUCACCUGAUGGCUGGGUCCUGCCGACGACAUGGGAAAACCCAAGUCGCCUCCAAACCCCUCCGCACCUCUGCAGGACAGGCACAGGAGGGAGGCCGGAGGAGACCAGGCUUGUUCGGGGACCUGGGUGUUCCCAUGGACCUCGCCAGGCUGCCCCGCCUCCCCCCACUGCCCCUCUGGACCCAGUGGCCAUUCCGUAGGCCCACCUCCUACCCUGUGCCACCCCCACCAGCUGGAGGGCGCAACCUCACAGAGCAGCCUUUGUGCUGGGGAAGCUGUCCUUGCUGGGGGGCGGGGGGGCCUGACACACAGGGCCUUUGUCUCCCGCCUGCCCCAGUCCAUCCCGGAGCUGCCCCCAGCAGGGUCCCCGCUGCAUCCCUGAGAGCCCCAGCCCUCCCUAAGCCUGCUUCCCCAACAUCCCAGCCCCCACUGGUCCCAGAAGCCUCAGAGAAAAGUCAGGGGGACCUCACACGAGAGGAACCCCACCUUCCUGUGCACCCCGGACCUGCAUCCUGGCCCUGAUUAAAAAGGCUUUUUUGAUAAAA